Triplophysa rosa is the source of this 990-nucleotide messenger RNA. RefSeq lists its product as uncharacterized. The coding region runs from base 60 to 602 and encodes 180 amino acids. NCBI's taxonomy places the organism in Eukaryota, Metazoa, Chordata, Actinopteri, Cypriniformes, Nemacheilidae. Gene Ontology annotation, molecular function: GTP binding. The record is from RefSeq and is a predicted model, not a curated record. The transcript is spliced from 4 exons.
CAGAGACUGAGAACGGAGCUUGAGACAUUCUUGAUCAAAGACACCAAACAGCAACAGAAAUGGCAUUUGGAGAUGUGAGGAUUGUGUUACUAGGUAAAACUGGAUCAGGAAAGAGUGCAACAGGAAACACUAUGGGCAGAGAUGUGUUUAAAGAGUCUAGUAGCUCUAUGUCUAGUGCUAAAAAGAAUGACAUAAAUGAAGCAAAAGUUGAGGACAAAUUCAUCACAGUGAUCAACACUCCAGGACUGUUUGAUACAAUAAGAAAAGAGCAGUCAAUGUCUUACUUUGACAUGUACCAGAAAGCUCUGGGAAAACAUCUUCUAGAGACAGUGAAAAAAAUACGGGAGAAACUUUCACAAUCACUGGAUUCAUGUUUUGAGGCAUUUCCCCAAAUCACAAAUACUGAACUGAUGGAGAAUGGAGCAGAGCAUCACACCAUUGAGGCUACGAUAAAACAGGAUGUUGAAAUGUUGAAAAUUCAGAAAGAAAUAGACAUGAGAGAGAUUUUUAAACAACAGGAUAUUGGAAAGCCUUCACAACCAGAACGCAGAGGAAGCAUGAAUACCCCUCCUAGUACAUGUGAGGAUUGUGUUACUAGGUAAAACUGGAUCAGGAAAGAGUGCAAUUGGAAACACUACUGGGGAGAGAGGAGUUUAAAGCGUCACGAAACCCCCCUGCUUUUGAUAAUGUUUUUUUUUAUAAUGAUUCCAUGAUAUCAGUAGAUCAUGUCAAGGAAAAAAGCAGAUGUGGGUGGAAGGAGAAUCUCAGUCAUUGAUACUCCUGGAAUUUUUUAGACAUCUGAAGAGAAGCUGAAAUUUGAAUUAAUGCACACUGUAAAAAAUAAAUGUAUUUUUACAGAGAAAAAACAGUAUAAUUUAACAGUAACAUCUAAUUUUAAUCAGAACUGUGAAAUUCUAUAAAAAAGCAUACAUUGAUACCUAAUGUACAUUUCUCCUGUUCUUUAACUGAUUAAAUGUGUUACUGGAGAAA